Molecule: messenger RNA, 1878 nt
Organism: Aphis gossypii (cotton aphid)
Lineage: Eukaryota; Metazoa; Arthropoda; Insecta; Hemiptera; Aphididae
Product: zinc finger MYM-type protein 1-like
Exons: 1
Coding region: 1-1878 (625 amino acids)
Source: RefSeq, a predicted model, not a curated record
AUGUCGAAACGAUUAUAUCCUAGUGGAUCUGAAAAAAGGAAAAAAACUGCACACCAGAAAGAACUUAUUGAAAAAUUACCAAAAUUAGAAUCAUAUUUUACCAAAAGAGAAACUUCUAUAAGUAGCCAUCAAUUAACAAAUCCUCCACCUGAUGAGUCGUGUAGACCACAAAUUACGGUAAGUUCAAAAUCCUUAUAUUCUACGCUAACUUCUAUUAAUCUCGGAAAAGACAUCGAAUCACUCGAAUCAGAUAAUGCAGUAUGCGACCGUCUUUGUGAUGAAAAAGCAACAACUUCGUUGACUUCACCAACAACAAUAAUUGUAUCAGUUGAACCACAACAAUUUUCCGACCCAGAACAUAUUAUAUCACACGACCCCGCUUAUUAUUUUCACGAAAAUUUAACUGAAACAAAUCGAGAAAUGUUGAUUUGUAAAGGACCUGCGUAUUUUCAAAAUAAAGAUUAUGACUUUUCCGAGUCAUCUAGAACUUACAAAGAAGCAAAUGGUAAUAAAUCAAUAACUAGGUAUUUCAACAAAGCAUUAUUUAUUCGUAAAUUGAAAAACAACGAAAGUGUCGAAAGAAAAUGGUUGUUGUAUUCGCCUUCGAAAAAAUCAGUAUUUUGUUUUUCAUGUUGCUUAUUUAAUUCUUCUGAUAUAAACCUAUGCUCUCCAAGUGGAUGUAAUGAUUGGAAGCACAUUAAUAGUAUAAUUUUAUCACAUGAAAAUAGCUCAGCACAUGGUCAAUCUAUGAUGACAUAUCUGGCACGAAGUAAAGUGGUUGGUAGAGUAGAUACAGAUUUAUUAUCUCAACAUAAAAAAGAAGUGAAUUACUGGAGAAAUGUACUUGAACGGAUUGUAGCUGUUAUCAAAUUUUUGGCGUCGAGAGGACUUCCAUUUCGCGGUGACAAUGAAAUCGUAGGAUCUCCCAAUAAUGGAAAUUAUUUGGGAUGUGUGGAAUUAUUAAGUGAAUUUGAUCCAUUACUUGCGAAUCACUUAAAAACAUUUAGGAAUCCAGGAAAAGGAAAUAUUUCUUAUUUAUCUGCAAAUACCUGUAACGAGUUUAUUGACGUAAUGGGAAAACAGGUUCUAAAAGAAAUUGUAAAUGAAGUUAAAUUAGCAAAAUAUUUUUCCAUUAGCGUUGACAGUACGCCCGAUCUAUCUCAUGUUGAUCAGUUAACUUUUAUAAUUCGUUAUGUAAAAGACUGUGUCCCCGUUGAAAGAUUUCUGAAAUUUAUACCCAUCAAAGAACAUAAAUCUGAGUAUUUGGCAGAAACAAUAUUAAGUUUUUUAGAGAAAUAUGAUAUUCCAAUUAAAGAUUGUAGAGGCCAAAGCUACGACAAUGCUUCAAAUAUGUCGGGAAAGUAUACAGGUGUACAAGCAAGAAUCAAGGAUAAAUGUGAAUUUGCCACCUUUGUGCCAUGUGCUGGACAUUCACUAAACUUGGUAGGUGUCCAUGCCGCUGGGUGUGUAUUAGAGGCAACAAAGUUUUUUGAUAUUAUUCAGAAACUUUAUAAUUUUUUUUCGGGCUCUACGUAUCGAUGGAAUAAAUUGACAGAACAUUUAGGUUCAAAAAAAGUUGUAAAAAGUCUUUCACAAACGAGAUGGUCUGCGAGAGCUGAUGCAGUAAGCGCCCUGCAUAAAGGCCAUAAACAAAUUAUUGAAGCUUUGAUGUCUAUCGCGAAUGAUUCUGAACAGCCACGAGAAACAAGAGACGAAGCCUUAAGUGUGUCCAGAAAAAUUAUAAACCUAGAAUUUAUGAUACUAACCGAAAUUUGGAGUUUCAUAUUGGAAAGAAUAGACAAAACAAAUCAACGAAUUAAGAAGUACAAUGCUACAAGAAAGAUUGAACAGUUUGUCAUUGAUGUCAAUAGAAUGUGA